Panthera uncia (snow leopard) is the source of this 1627-nucleotide messenger RNA. RefSeq names its product adherens junctions associated protein 1 (gene AJAP1). Gene Ontology annotation, molecular function: beta-catenin binding. The coding region runs from base 23 to 1267 and encodes 414 amino acids. The transcript has 5 exons. NCBI's taxonomy places the organism in Eukaryota, Metazoa, Chordata, Mammalia, Carnivora, Felidae. The record is from RefSeq and is a predicted model, not a curated record. Gene Ontology annotation, cellular component: adherens junction; cytoplasmic side of plasma membrane; cell-cell contact zone.
CUCCGCUGCCCGAAACGUGACCAUGUGGAUUCAACAGCUUUUAGGACUCAGUUCCAUGUGCAUCCGCUGGCCGGGCUGCUCCAUAGGAAGCCAUGCGUGGAUACUUAUAGCCAUGUUUCAGCUCGCCAUGGAUCUGCCCUCGUGUGAGUCCCUGGGCCCGGGCCCCGACUUCCGGCUGCUGCCCCGGCCACCGCAGCGGCCGCCCCGGCUGUGGAGUUUGAAGAGCGGACAGGCGGCGCGCAUCCCCGUGCCCGUGUGGAGCCCGCGCCCGGCCCGCGUGGAGCGCAGCCACGGCCAGAUGCCCAGCCCGCGCGCCAAACGGGCGCACAGACCCAGGGACCAGGUGGCCGCCCUGGUGCCCAGAGGCGGGCUCGCCAAGCCUCCAGCCGCGGCCGGAUCCAGCCCUUCCCUCGGCUCCUCCUCCGCCGCGGCCCCGUCGCCCACGGCGGGUGGCGGGGCCGGCACGGACCAGCAGGCCCUCCUGCGGAGGGGGAAAAGGCACGUGCAGGGGGCCGGCUUCAACGGCUUUGACUUCCGGGGCAGCAGGCCCACCACCGAGACGGAGUUCAUCGCCUGGGGACCCACGGGGGAGGAGGAGGCCCCGGAGUCCAACACAUUUCCAGGCCUUUACGGCCCCACCACGGCUUCCAUCUCACAGACACGGAAGACGACCGUGGCCAUCGCCACCACCGCCGCCACGGCCACCACGGCCACCUCCAUGAUGCUGCAGACUAAGGGGGCCACCGAGCCCCUGGGCCCGAGGAAUAGGAUCCCGGCUGGGGCUAGCACAACGGAGCCUUCCACCAGUCCCAGCAAAGACAAUGGCGAAGAUGUCAAGCCCCCAAGAAUUCUGGGGGAGACCUCAGGUCUGGCUGUUCAUCAGAUCAUCACCAUCACUGUCUCCCUCAUCAUGGUCAUAGCUGCUCUGAUUACAACUCUUGUCUUAAAAAACUGCUGUGCCCAAAGCGGGAACACGCGCAGGACCAGCCACCAGCGGAAGAUCAACCAGCAGGAGGAGAGCUGCCAGAACCUGACGGACUUCACCCCUGCCCGGGUGCCCAGCAGCCUGGACAUCUUCACGGCCUACAACGAGACCCUCCAGUGCUCCCACGAGUGUGUGCGGACGGCUGUGCCUGUGUACGCAGACGAGACGCUGCAUCCGACGGGGGAGUACAAGUCCACGUUUAACGGGAACCGACCCUCCUCUGAUCGGCAUCUUAUUCCUGUGGCCUUUGUGUCUGAGAAAUGGUUUGAAAUCUCCUGCUGACUGGCCGAAGUCUUGUGUACCUCCUGGGGGCAGGGCAGACGCCAUGUGUCUAUUUUAUGGUACGUACCUCUUUUUCUGGACGUUGAUUGAUUUUGUUUUUCCCCUUUGCCUCACCUUCCCCAACCCCGGGAUAAGUGGGAGGCCUUCUGGACAUGGCAGGUGGUGUGGCCGUCCCGAAUGCGAGCCGGAGGGCUGGGCUUGUGGUCUCUCUGCUUCACUUGUUAGAAAUGGCCCCGUGGAGGGGAGGGACAGACAGGCAGGGACGAGGACCAGCAGGGAAACCCGGCCGCUCAGCAGGCGGAGACCAGGGCGGCGGCCACACGGGCAGGUAUCUCACCUGCAUCGAAUGUCUGUACGUCG